CGUGACGCGAACAACAUUCUGCUCUCGGGCGCUAGUACGCUACCUAUGUACAACGACCCUAACUGAUUCGUCUUCUAUUUUGACGUCGGUUUCUUAUCAACACGAAUUUUGAAUAAUUUUCAAUCUACGAAAAUUACGUGCAGCACGAUUUAAAAUUUCGGUUUCUAUGUGAAAUUACAUCUAGCAAUAAUGUCUAGAAUUGUAGAUGAAACACCAAUUGAUGAAGUGGAAACUGACGGAACUGUUGUUAACGAUGACUCAUUAAGUGUUGAUGUGUUAGUAUGUGGCUUAUGCCAUAAAGGAUUUCAUUUUGUAGAAGAAUUUCAAGAACAUAAACAAAAACCGGGAAGUUGUAAAAAAAUAUCUGCAUAUCGAAUCCAAAAUACCAAAGUGGAAAAUAAAAGCCCAGAUACUUAUGGAUUUUUACUAUGGAAAAACUCUAUAGCAAAAAAUAAAGAAUCACAGAAAAUGUAUAAAUUGUGGUGUUGUCUACCUGAACGUGUAAAAGACAGUUGGAUGCAAGCUGCCAAAAUUAUUAAUACUAAUGACGAGUUGGCUAAAUCUAUUCCUAAUAAGGUCUCCAUCAGGAUUAAAGAAUAUGCCUGGCGCACUAAAUAAAACUAAAUGCUGAAAACAUACUAACAAGAAAAUAACCAGAAACCAAAAAAUUAAACCGAAAAAAAAACCAAACCAAAAUCAUUUUAAAUUGCAUAAAAAUAUCAAAUUAUUUUAAAGGUUUAUGGUUUAGAUAUUUUGUUGAUUAAAUUAUUAUAA
This is a messenger RNA of Aphis gossypii (cotton aphid), 774 nucleotides long. RefSeq lists its product as uncharacterized. The transcript is spliced from 6 exons. The record is from RefSeq and is a predicted model, not a curated record. Bases 190 to 618 code for a protein of 142 amino acids. Lineage: Eukaryota; Metazoa; Arthropoda; Insecta; Hemiptera; Aphididae.